Rana temporaria (common frog) is the source of this 2200-nucleotide messenger RNA. RefSeq names its product cytochrome P450 2C3-like. Gene Ontology annotation, cellular component: cytoplasm; intracellular membrane-bounded organelle. NCBI's taxonomy places the organism in Eukaryota, Metazoa, Chordata, Amphibia, Anura, Ranidae. Bases 166 to 1653 code for a protein of 495 amino acids. Gene Ontology annotation, biological process: xenobiotic metabolic process. Gene Ontology annotation, molecular function: heme binding; iron ion binding; oxidoreductase activity, acting on paired donors, with incorporation or reduction of molecular oxygen, reduced flavin or flavoprotein as one donor, and incorporation of one atom of oxygen. The record is from RefSeq and is a predicted model, not a curated record. The transcript is spliced from 10 exons.
CAUAGAUCUAUAAAGAGGAUUUGUAAAAAGCAAUCCGAAGCGAAGAGCUCCACUGAGCACAGCCAGGGUUGUUCACACCAAGAACGGAGAUACAGAGGAAGUUCUGACUGUUCCGUGUCUCCCGGGGUCUUCAGGGGUCCCCCCCCUCUACUAAAGAACAAGAAAAUGGGAUUCUCCACAAUCCUCGCUCUGUUGGUCACUGUCCUCCUCACCCUCCACUUUGUCCUAUCAUGGUGGAGACAGCACCGGCAGUACAGGUCACUGCCCCCCGGACCCACCCCACUGCCUUUCCUGGGAACCCUGAAGCAUAUGAAUCUGCGAAUUGCCGAUAAAAGCUUCACCUUGCUCAGCCAAAAGUACGGCUCGAUAUUCACCAUCUGGAAACUGGCGCAGCCGGUGGUGGUCCUCUGCGGUUACGAGACGGUGAAGGAUGCCCUGCUGAACCACGCCGAGGAGUUUAGUGACCGUCCAUUCAUACCCACGCUGGUCAUCCCCAGCAAAGGAUACAAUAUCGCUGGCCCCCGAUGGCGUCCUCUGCGCCGAUUCACCAUCUCCUCCCUGAGGAAUUUCGGGAUGGGGAAGAAGACCAUGGAAUCCCGUGUGCUCGAGGAGGCGACUUAUCUCACCCGGGCAGCUUCCGAGACAGAAGGAAAACUAUUCAAUCCGCUAUUGAUCCUGGCCAGCGCUGUUGGGAAUAUUAUGAGUUCGGUGUUGUUUGGAGAACAUUUUAACUACAAAGACCAGAAGUUACAUGAUCUGAUGUCUUACUCCUCCCGACACAUUAGGAAUAUUAUGUCCCCGUUGCACAUGAUCUGCAACGUCUUCCCAUUCCUCCUCAAGCUGCCAUUCUUACCGAAGAUUGUCUUCAAGGAAAACUCCUACCUGGACAACUUUGUCCUGGAUUACAUGAAGGAGCACAAACGCACCCUGAAGCCCGAGGCCCCCCGGGAUUUCAUUGAUUAUUUUCUGCUGAAGAUGAAAGAGGUGGAGCAUGAAGAGGACCCGGAUUUCUGCGAUAUAAGCCUGCAGGCCAUGUUGGUGAGUCUGAUAUCGGCAGGCUCGGAGACCACGGCUUCCACCCUGAAAUUCUGCGUGGUCUUCUUGGCCCACUAUUCUGAUGCCCAGGCGAAAGUCCAACAGGAAAUUGAUGAGGUGACCCAGUCACUGCGCCCCCCGACGAUCGAAGACCGACUACGACUGCCGUACACCAAUGCCGUCAUCCAUGAAAUACAGAGAGUUCUAGACCUGGCUUCAACUGCCGUCUUCCACGCUGUGACCAAAGACAUCCAAUUCCAUGGAUACAACAUCCCAAAGGGCACCAUCAUCAUCCCGUUCCUGACAUCGGUGCUUAAUGACCCCUCUCAGUGGGACACCCCGGAACAGUUCAACCCCGGGCACUUCCUGGAUGAGGAGGGCCAGUUCCGCAAUCGGGUGGCCUUCAUGCCCUUCUCAGCCGGAAAGCGAGUUUGUGCCGGAGAGAAUUUGGCCCGAAUGGAGCUCUUCAUUCUCCUCUCUGCUCUGCUUCAGAAAUUCACCUUCAAGUUGCCCCCGGGAGCUGAGCGGCGGGACUCCAAAUGGCUGAAUGCCAAUAAACGUGACAUUAUCGCUAAUGCCCAGCUUUGUUUCGUGCCCCGAGCAUUACCCACCAAGUAACCUGUAUCAUCCCCAAUGAGGAGUUGCUGUAGGGGAACCCCUAAAAAUCCAAACUGUGAAUGGUGCGAUAUAUUCAUCAAGCUUAUCAAUAAUUCAGGCAAAUAUGGAGAGAAAGAGAGAAGGAAAGUAUAGGUUGUAUACGUGUAAUACAAAGUUUCGUUUUACUAGCCUUAGUCAACCAAGGUUUGUCCAGGGGUCACGGGGGUUUCCUUGAGUAGAGAGCAUUGGCAGUUUGAUCUUUCAGUUGAUUGGCACCUACAUUGUUGUGACAUCAUUGUCCUUUAGCAGAGCUAAUGGCAUGGCUCCAGUGGAACCUCCCUUCUCAUCUUUCUGGUACCCAUGAACACUGGUUUCCACCCAGACCCAUGAACACUGGUUUCCACCCAGACCCAUGAACACUGGUUCCCACCGACACCCAUGAACACUGGUUCCCACCGACACCCAUGAACACUGGUUCCCACCCAGACCCAUGAACACUGGUUCCCACCCAGACCCAUGAACACUGGUUCCCACCCAGACCCAUGAACAUUGGUUCCCACCCAGACCC